This is a messenger RNA of Brassica rapa (field mustard), 3209 nucleotides long. RefSeq lists its product as uncharacterized. The record is from RefSeq and is a predicted model, not a curated record. NCBI's taxonomy places the organism in Eukaryota, Viridiplantae, Streptophyta, Magnoliopsida, Brassicales, Brassicaceae.
AUGACUAAGUAUCUGCAUCCGAUGAACAAUGGUAAGUUGUGGAUUCCACAACAUAUAUGUGAGAAAGUACCAUGUUUAGAAUUAUUUGAUUCUUUUAAAUUUUUUGUUGUUCUUGGUCUUCAUUUUGUGUAGUGUUGUGUGUUUACCCUAAUCUCAAAUCAGGGUGUUAUGGCUGGACCGGGCUCCAAUGAAACUUAAUUUUUAUAGCCAACCAUGGGUCCAUGUCCAACUACUCGGUUAGUUAAAAUGUGAUAAAUAUCCAGUAUCUGGAUUUUUUCAUGUCAUGGGUUAUACAUGAUUCUUUAAAAAUUUGAACUAUUAUUUAGAAAACUGAAAGCUAUGCUCAGGUCAAACGAAUUCCAUCUAUAAGUUCAAAAAUGGAAAGUUAAUAUUGGUAGAUAUUUGCAAUUCAGAUAACAAAAAGCUUUACAAUAACAUGAUGUGGUUUUCUCCAACUAAAUGCAUCUUCUUCAUUAAAUAGUACUCCUAAAAUAAAAUGAAAAUAUAAAUAAAAUAUUCUGGAAAAAGUGUAAAUAACGAUUAAAGCCAUUAAUGUGAAUGGAAUGGGUCGUGUUCAAUCCCAUGCUUUAAAAAAAAAAUAUUUGUGUAUUUUCAAGUAUAGUUCAAGUUUCUGUGUGUAAUGCUUUACAAGUUUUCCUUUUCUUGAAAUGAUGCUUAUAUGCUUGAUAAGUCGACUAAUAUCAUAAACCACAAAUCUCGCAUAGUCGCAUUACACUACUUUUGUUAUUUAAUCCACAUAUUAACAACCAUUUGAUUGAUGUCUGCAUUAAAUUAGUAAAGAACGAAUCUCACAUUACACUACCUAUGUUAAUUAAUCCACAUAAUUACACCUUGCGUUUGUCUCACGUUUGUUAGUGAAGAAAAUGAAAGAAUUGGAUUAAGAAAAAUCCAUACGUAAUGAGAAAAUUCACAACUUCUGUAAAUACAUUAUUCAAAAAUAAAACGUUUGUUGUGUCUUGUUUUUUUUAUAUGUACUUCUCCAUAUAAAAGAAUAAUGGGAGAGAGAGGUGUAAGUGAAAUUAAGAGAUCUACCAACUCGACCAGCUCAGACAUCUUAAAUUAACUUGAUGAAGCUACCCUCUCCAACUGCAUCAUGUUGUAUGAUUUCUGAAUAAAGCAUAAAAAGGGUAAAUGUCAUUUCAAACCAACAUUUUCCGGCUAUUUAUUACUUCUUUAUUUACCCUAAAGGUAAAAAAAAAAUUCAAUGUAUUCAUUUGAAAAGCUAUACAGUAAACUUAAAUGAUAUCCAUAUUUCAGAUAUUAAUUCUCUUAAAAAAAGAAUUAAAAAAGAAAGAAAAACAGUCCAACCCACGGCAGUUUUUUAGACAAGCCCAUUAGUCGAAUGGUUUAAACCCAAUAAAGAAACUUGAUGGUUGUGAUCGUGGACUCAAUGGUACCUUCAACUUAGACCUGAUGUUUCAUGUUCUGGAUUCUGCAAAGCACAUGAGAAUCCUGAUGUAUUGCUUCCAAGUUUUUUUUUUGGUAAAAUUUAUAAGCUUCCAAAUUAGUUAUUUGUGCUAUGUUUCUAGCUUGAAUCUUAGCAAACACCGAGUCUCUCUGUAAAAACUACUUACGAGAUCAGUACCUGUUAGAGAUAUGAGAUUAAAAGAGGCUACAAGUAACCAGAACAACGGUGAAAUGAUCAGAGACCAAACAAGAGCAGGACACUGUUAUUAGGGUGUUCACGUUUUCGUCAUGAACCUAACUUCCACUCUUUAUCCAGUUGUUUCAUAUUACUCUCGUCUGAAAGUCAGAAAAUAGCAAAUACACUAGCAUGCAAAGGAUAUGAAUCUCUCUAAACAUGUGAAUAAUAUAUGCAUAUAAAAUAUAGUAAGAAGUAUACAAACUAAAGUACUAAUCCGCACAUGCAUGCAAUGACAUAAUAGAAUAAAGAAACAAACAGAGAGCCAGUUGGGGAAGCAGCCAAACUAGAGGUGGGCUACACAUAUCAAUGUUCCCAUUGAUCACACGUAUCUUCCACUGAAGAAUCAGUCAAACUUUCUCAAAACUGAAAAAAUAAACAAACCAUAUAAUAAAGUUUAUAAAGAUAUGAAUAACAGUCUUCAGAGAAGAAUCAUCUAAUGAAUAACAGUGUUCAUAGAAGAAUAGAAGAAUCAUCUAAUGAAUAACAGUGUUCUCUACAUUGUCUGGAGACUAUCUAGACUCUUGAGUCUCAGCGUAGGAGACUUGGUUACUCGUAAAAACGUGAAAAGUAAAGCACAAUGAACGCAUGGACAAAACAGAAGGGGUCCAUGUGGAUGUGGUUGGAGACUUGGUCUUCAUUUUGUAAUAUUAUAUACUUCUAGAAUGACUAUCUAAAAAAAACGCAGCUUAAUGGAUGUAUACAUUGACUUUGUUUUGUAUCCAUUCUGGGUCAAAGUGCUUCUUUAAAGAUUCCACUAUCCUAUUAUUAUCCCUUUCAAUGGAAAAAAGGAAGAAGUCACUUUAUUCAUACCUUGUUUAUAUAUACACAUGCAGACCAACUACUCUGUCCUUCAUUCAUCAAUAUUCCUAUCUUCCUUUAUCUCUGUUCUAUCUAAAUAGCACUGAAACAUCGUUGAAUCCCUUCCAGAAUGAAUAUCGUAAUCGAACACAACCCUUCAAGCAUAAAGUUAUCUGAACUUGGAGUCAUGUCAUGGCCUAAAUGGUCUUGUCAGCCAGGGAAGUAUGCAUUAGUGUUUGAAGAAAGAGAGACAUGCUAUUUGGUGAAGGGAAAGGUGAAGGUGUAUCCAAAAGGGUCAUCAUCAGAGUUUGUAGAGUUUGGUGCAGGAGACCUUGUCACCAUCCCCAAGGGACUUAGCUGCACUUGGGAUGUAUCUCUUUUCAUCGACAAGCACUACAAGUUCGAUCCCCCUGCUUAAUUUUUCUUACUUAUGAUCUAGUUUUUGGUUAGUCUUAUCACCAGGAAGCAUAAAAGAUUAUCUAUUCAGAUUAAUAAAGUAUAGAAGACAAACCAAAAAAGACAAUGCUUAGGAUAUGUACAAAGCUCCUCCUAGAUUAUGUUUCUUUGUUUGCCAGAACUAUAAUCUCAGAGUAAAAUCCCUCUAGCUAGUUCAAAGAGACUUAAGGUAAGUGGUUUCAGCUCAUGGGGGAGUAACUGUAUUCUCUAAGCUUUUGAAAAUUCUUUUGAAGUAAUAAUCAAAAAGUAAAUCUCAUGGGUUAAGAGUUUACUAUACCCUUUUCCAUCA